UCGAAGUUGAAGAUCGAAGAGCCAAGCUGAUUGCCACUGACUUAGAGGACCAGUCUGAUUCUAAAUAUCCAGGUAUGGACCGUAAAUGGAUGUUUGCUAAUCGCUUAUCCGAUGAAUAUGCUGCCGGGGUGAAAGAGUUUGUUAAAUUUGCGGUUCAAAAUGCAAAGAACCCAAAUAGUUUGCUAUGCCCUUGUUUAGUUUGUUGGCAUGGUAUUCGAGUUAAUCCACUUGAAUUAGAAGAUCAUCUAAUUUGCAAGGGAAUUGAUAAAAACUAUAUAUGUUGGUCAAAUCAUGGCGAGUCCAGAUUUGAUUCUAGUGAUGCAGCAGAUAGUGUGAGAUCUGCCUCAUUUGGAGCAGAGGAAGAUGCAUGUGAUGGUGACCGUGUUGAGGAAAUGGCGAAGGCGGUUGAAGAUGAUCUUCGUGAUUGUCCUCAAAUGUUUGAGAGGCUGAGAAAUGAUGCGGAGACACCUCUUUAUAAUGGAUGCUCUAAAUUCACAAGACUAUCUGCGGUCUUAAAGCUGUACAACUUGAAAGCUGCCAAUGGAUGGACUGAUACGAGCUUCACCAACCUACUAACACUCUUAAAAGAUAUGCUUCCAGAGGGAAACGUUCUUCCCGGUCGACUAUAUGAGGCUAAACAAAUGUUGUGCUCUAUUGGAAUGAGUUAUGAGAGGAUUCACGCAUGUCCUAAUGACUGCAUAUCAUUUCGAAAUGAAUAUGAAUCUCUUAAGUCAUGUCCCAAAUGUAAAGCUCCACGAUAUAAGAAGGAAAAUUCAUGUCCUUUAAAAGUGUUAUGGUAUUUCCCCAUAAUACCCAGAUUUAGGCGCAUGUACCGCAGUGCAGAAGUUGCAAAACAGUUGACUUGGCAUAAAUAUAGAGGAGAAGGAGAUGGAAUGCUUCGACACCCGACAGAUUCUCCCCAAUGGAGCAAAAUUGAUUCUGACUAUUCUGAAUUUGGCAAAGAGGAAAGAAACCUACGCCUUGCAUUGUCUACUGAUGGAAUAAAUCCACAUAGCCUCCAAAGUAGCACCCACAGUACGUGGCCGGUGAUACUAGUGAUCUAUAACCUACCUCCUUGGCUUUGUAUGAAGCGCAAGUACAUGAUGUUAUCAAUGUUAAUUUCUGGGCCUCAACAACCAGGAAAUGAUAUAGACAUAUACUUGUCUCCUUUAAUUGAAGAUCUGAAGAAAUUAUGGGAGGUAGGGGUGGAGGUGUAUGAUGGGUCAAGGGAAGAAACUUUCAGGUUAAGGGCAAUGUUGUUUGGUACGAUCAAUGAUUUCCCGACAUAUGGCAACUUGUCGGGAUAUAGUGUAAAAGGAAAACUUGCAUGCCCUAUAUGUGAAGAUGAUACAAUUUCAAUGCGAUUAGAUCAUUGUAAAAAGAAUGUUUUCCUCGGACAUCGUAGAUUCUUGCGAACAACACAUCGUUAUCGGGGGUGGACAAAAGCUUUCAAUGGUAAUAAAGAAGAAGGUAGAGCUAGAAAGCCAUUGAAGGGUAGUGAUCUGAUUGCCAAGGUGAAGAACGUGAAGUGUAAAUUUGGCAAGACAUUCAAAAAACAACUUCCUAAAUGUGGUUGGAAGAAAAAGUCCAUUUUCUUUGAGUUGCCAUAUUGGGAGUCACUUCAUGUGAGACAUUUUCUUGAUGUGAUGCAUAUUGAGAAGAAUGUUUUUGAAAGUGUUAUAGGUACUUUACUAAAUGUGCCGGGCAAGACUAAAGAUAGCAUCAAUGCAAGACUUGAUUUGGUUAGCAUGGGCAUAAGAAAAGAAUUAAGACCGGUGAAGAAGGGGAAACGUACGUAUCUACCUCCAGCAGCCUAUACGCUAAGCAGGAAAGAGAAAAUUGCUUUGUGUAAAUUUCUUAGUGGGGUAAAAGUUCCACACGGCUACUCUUCAAAUAUUAAGAACCUUGUAUCAAUGAAAGACCUUAAGUUAAAGGGAUUGAAGACUCAUGAUUGUCAUGUUCUUAUGGAGAACUUGUUACCUGUGGCUUUACGCUCCAUUUUGCCAGAAAAAGUGCGAGAUGCCAUUACAAGAUUGUGUCUCUUCUUCAAGGCAAUUUGCAGCAAAGUGAUUGACCCUUCUAAGUUGUCAGCAUUGCAAAGACAAAUUUCUACAACUUUGUGUGAUCUUGAGAUGUACUUCCCACCUUCAUUUUUUGACAUAAUGGUUCAUCUAACCAUUCACUUGGUGAGAGAGAUACAAAUGUGCGGGCCAACUUAUAUGAGAUGGAUGUACCCUUUUGAGCGUUACAUGAAGGUUUUAAAAGGUUAUGUAAAAAACCGAAGCAGACCUGAGGGGUGUAUGGUUGAACGGUAUGUAGUCGAAGAAGCUAUUGAAUUUUGUACCGAAUACCUGUCCAAUGUUGAAUCUAUAGGGCUUCCGAAGUCUCAUCACACACGAAGUAUAGAAGGGGAAGGGCUCUUUAAAAGCGAGAUAAUAACAAUACAAGGUAAAGAAUGGCAACAAGCACACUUAUAUGUUUUGCACAAUGCAGCUGAAGUUGGGCCAUAUGUUGACAAGCACAAGGAAGUGAUUAAGGGGUUGAAUCUCAAUAGGUCUGAUAAUUGGUUAGCAAAGGAGCACAAUCGGACUUUUAUAAAAUGGCUAAAGGAUCACGUUUAUAAGGAGUGGGAAGAAGAUCCUACCUCGGUUUCAGAGAGGUUGAAAUGGUUGUCGAGGGGUCCAAGUAUGCAUGUCUUUAAUUACAACGGCUAUGUAAUUAAUGGUUAUACAUUUUACACAGAAGCCCAAGAUGAUCGGAGUACAAUGCAAAAUAGUGGGGUGACUCUUGUUGCUAGAUCUAUGCAUGUCUCUAGCGCCAAAGAUAGGAACCCCAUAUAUGCAGACAUGUCAUACUUUGGGGUGAUUCAACACAUAUGGGAGCUAGACUACACAACAUUUCAGGUUCCUGUGUUUGGUUGUAAGUGGGUUGACAAUAAUUCUAGUGUACAAAUUGAUGACUCAGGGUUCAUUCAGGUUGAUCUUAAUAGGGCGGGGUUCAAAGAUGAUCCUUUUAUUUUGGCCUCUCAAGAAGAGCAAAUAUUCUAUGUCCCUGAUCCUGCUAACAAUAAAAGGUCCAUUGUUUUAUUAUCAAAUAAAAUAAAUGUCAACAACGAGGAUGGACAAUAUGUUCAGGAAGAUAAUGCUAUUGAAGAUGACCCUUUCUUCGGGAUAUCACAACCAAUUGACACCGAUUCAGAUGAAGAUGAUAGUUAUUAUGUUAGAGAUGAUCAUGAUGAGGGAAUUUGGAUGAAUAUAGCCUUUCAUAAUAAAAUUGAAACCACACGUAUGCGCAUAUUGAAGAAAAGGAAAAGAACUACUAAAACAAGUUAA
This is a messenger RNA of Lotus japonicus, 3332 nucleotides long. RefSeq lists its product as uncharacterized. The transcript has 2 exons. The record is from RefSeq and is a predicted model, not a curated record. The coding region runs from base 75 to 3332 and encodes 1085 amino acids. NCBI's taxonomy places the organism in Eukaryota, Viridiplantae, Streptophyta, Magnoliopsida, Fabales, Fabaceae.